CGCCCUGUCUCUGCACAGUCUCGAUCAUCAAAUGCCAAAUUGCGUUCCCGGCCCCUCUCUGCCAGCGAUGCUGAGAUGAAAAACCUUAUUCCUUCUGCAAAAGAGAAAGUUGCAGGAAGGCAUGUUGGCUCCAUGCUGGGCCUCUCCAUGGAAGAGAUAAAAGUGUUGCGCCGAGUGAAGGAUGAAUAUGACAGAAGAGGGGGGUUCAUUCGUGUAUUCCCUACACCAUUAACUUGGGAUAUUUAUGGGCCUUUUCUGGAACAUAAGACCACAAUGAAUUAUAUGCUGGCGACUCGUCUUUUCCAAGAAAGGGGAAGUUCAAGGAAAGGGCCAGUUCCUAGACGAGCUCGUUUAGCUCUUGCUGCUGAACUGGGCCUGGACAUUGUGGAUUGUAACGCUCAGCUUCAUGCUGCUUUAUACGAGCGGAAACUAUUAUCACUAGAGGUUCGAAAACAAAAGCGUCGUUUUGGCAAACUGAGACCAGGAAGAUUGUCAAGAUUGUCAGUCAGAAACAGAAUGUGAAGAAGAGGAGGAAAUAGAAGAUGAAGAACUAGAAAUAUGCCAGGGUGAAACAGUCCGCUCUCUCAGAAAUAUGCCGGUGAAAUUUAAGCCACAGUUGACAGAGAUGGUGAAGCCCCCCCACCAAGUCAAAUUACCAAAGGAACCUGAAGAGAAGCCUGUAAAUGAAGGGCUGCCUCCUCAAGAGAAA
Protobothrops mucrosquamatus (brown spotted pit viper) is the source of this 709-nucleotide messenger RNA. RefSeq names its product tubulin polyglutamylase TTLL5. Lineage: Eukaryota; Metazoa; Chordata; Lepidosauria; Squamata; Viperidae. The annotation marks the transcript as partial. The record is from RefSeq and is a predicted model, not a curated record. The transcript has 7 exons.